Messenger RNA from Diutina rugosa, 855 nucleotides. RefSeq lists its product as uncharacterized. The transcript has 2 exons. Gene Ontology annotation, biological process: positive regulation of ribosomal protein gene transcription by RNA polymerase II. Bases 1 to 855 code for a protein of 284 amino acids. Gene Ontology annotation, molecular function: RNA polymerase II cis-regulatory region sequence-specific DNA binding; DNA-binding transcription factor activity, RNA polymerase II-specific. Lineage: Eukaryota; Fungi; Ascomycota; Pichiomycetes; Serinales; Debaryomycetaceae. The record is from RefSeq and is a predicted model, not a curated record.
AUGACCACCAUCGACCAGCUCUAUGUGGUCGUGUCACGGAUCUCGGCCCAGUGCCACGACCAGAGCGAGCUCAUCACCACCCUUUCCACCAAACUCGAUGUACUAGUGCAACAGGUCGACUCGCUCAAGAUCUUGGCCCACGAGGCGCUGCAGCUGUGCAUGGCGGUCCACUCCCAGACGAUCGGCCUGCCCGUGGAGCGGAUGGUCGAGCACAUGAGCCAGCAAUUGCUCCUCUUGCAGCGCAGCGUCGACGACCUCCGCCCCGAGCGCCGGCCCCAACAAUUGGCUACCACUACCAAUAACUACGCCAACCUGCUGCAACACCCGCCACCACCUAAAGCGCCAGGGGCGCGGUUGGCCAACCUGUUUGCGGCACCCCAGUUGCCCCGCCCCCAACUCCAACCCCAACUCCAGCCCCAGGGCCAGCCCCAGGGCCAGCAGGCGCACUUGCCCCUCCGUGGCAUGCCCCACCGCGUCAACUCCCACGACGGCAGCGCCGGCGACGAGAAGUACGACCACCAGGACAUCCCCAAGUACCGCAUGGAGCGGCUGCUUAAGCUGAUCCUGGAGAUCUGGCGCGAGUACGAGUACGGGCUCAACGACAAGCCCCCGCUCAAGCAGCUCGAGCUCCAGUACGGCACCAAGUGGCGCAACGAGACCGAGCUGCGCACGUUCUUGCGGCGGAAGAAGAUCUACGAGGCGAUCGAGGUGGGGAAGCAGAAAGGGUACACCGAGGACGAGAUCAUCGCCGACUUGGAGGAGCACCGCAGCUACAACGUCAACGGGCUGGUCAAGCGGUACCCGUUGCUGUGGUUGGUGGUGAAUAUGCCCGCCAAGUACACCAACGACCCCUAG